UAUUUCGGAUAUUAUAAAGUAUAAAGGUUUAGAAUCAAUCAUUUAACUUAAUUAAGUGUUUGUUUAGAACUUGCUUCGGUUAAAAAGAAUUAAAACUCGAUUAUGUGUAUUUAAUUAGCAUAAAUGUAUUUACAUUAAAUAGUUAACAUAUAAAAGUUUAAAUAGUUUAAUGAUGAAUGAUAAACAAAAUAAAGAGGCUACGUGAUAGCGAUUUAUAUCUAAGAGUAAUUUCCUUUAUAUUUUGAAAUAAACUGGGAAAUACUUGAAUAAAAUAAUAUGACUACACAAAAACGUAUCAUAACAACAUCACGAACAUGCCGCAAUGAACAUUCUAUGAUAAACGCUGUAUGGACACAUCUGCAAAUCUUACAGACCCGAUGGUUAUAUCGGUUGCUUUAGGGACUGGAGUAAUAGAAUUCUGACAGGGAAAAGCCGUAUUUCAAAGACAAACAAUAGCGGAGAUGAAUGCAUUAAAUUUUGUAAAGCAGAUAGCUACAGAUAUGCUGGAACUGAGAGCAAAGACGAGUGUUUUUGUGGUCAUACACUGAGGGUUCAAAUGAAGGUUUCUGAUUGCACACAUGUUUGCACAGGCAACAUUAAUGAGAUAUGCGGAGGGCACUGGAAAAUAUCAGUGUACGAUAUUUCACUUAUCAAACAAGACACAACUACUGCUAUGUAUUCGUCCCGAACAACAAAGGAAAUGAAAUUGACCACAAGAAAAACAACAAAAAGUGAUAAGACAUUGACAUAUGUACGUACUAGUAAAACAAGUAGUAAUGGCUCGACUCAAACUAUAUCUAACAUUACAUUAGAAACAACGCAAUACCCAUAUUCAGGGCUUAAAGAGGGCUCCAGUAAGCUAUUGGUAAUCGUUUAUGUAGCAGCACCUUUGAGUUUCGUGGCUUUAAUACUUACAGUAUUGUUAAUUGGCUUUGCAAGACGAAGACGAAUUCGCAAAGAGGAAAAGAAGACAUGUAUUGAGAAAAUAAGUCAAGGAACUGGCUCUAUUCCGAAUAUAUAUGCUAACAUUAUUGUUUCAACAGGUGAGCAAUCGGAUAAUAAUAAGAGUGAAAAUUUACAAGGAAAUGUAAAGUCAACCAUGAACGAAAGACAACCAAAUGUUCGUUAUGAGUAUAAUGAGAAAAACCAACAUGUAUACAUUGACGACAUUGACAACUACGAUUCUAUAAGGCAGCAUAACAAAAACGUUGAGCAGAUUAAAAACCCUUAUCAUCUAGUUGCAAACAGUAUAAAUGAUGAAUCGUACUCAGUUUGUUAUCAGUUUUCAAAUGGAAACAAAGAUGCAGAAAACACAUAUGCACAUAUCAAAGACACUGACAGUCCUCCAAAUAGUACAUAUAAAGCUGAUAUUGAAGUUAAUGAUUAUAAUACAUUACAGUUAAAGGCAAAUCCAGAUAAUGAAACUGAUAUAAACACCUAUGGUGCAAAUGAAUCUGAAUAUGAUACAACAUAUCCUACAUCGUCCAUGAGGAUGGACGAGGAAAACUAUUCGCAUAUGGUCGAGGUCGCGUUAGAACAAUAUGACAGUACUGUAAAAGCUGUUGCUAGGGAUUACAGAUGCUACGAUGACAACGAAUAUUCUUCAGUUGAAACACAAUUCAAGACAAAAGACAAAUAAAAGAAAUGAACUGAUUGUUUAAAAUUUCUUUAUUGGCAGGCGAUUGAAAACAUGAUACUUCUUAAAUGCAGCAAUUUAAAAUAAAUUAAUAGUCUCUAUUCGAAAGUUUAUUUAUUGAAAUUUAUCUAGAAAAUAUUUCUUAACUGAAUGUUAUAUGGUGGAAUAAUUAAUAUGCUAUACGAUUAUAUGAAUAUUAUGCCGCACGGCUACAUGGAUAAUAUGCCAUACGAGGACUAGUAUAUGCAUAUUAUGUUUCACGAUUAUAUGAAUACCAUACCUUAUGGUUAAAUGAAUAUAAUGUUUACAUGAUUAUUCAGAUAUUAAGCUAUAUGGAUAUAUAAAUAUUAGUAUAAUGUUGUACGAUAAAGUUACACGAUUAUGCCAAUCUCAAAUAAAAUAAAGUAGAAUGAUUAUUUAUGAAUCAGUUUAUAUGUUUUUGAUCGAAUUGUCAAAAAUAUUGUCUUCCUUAUAUCUUUAUGUACACUGUUUACUGAAAGUUUUAUGUGCAAAUUGAUACAACAUGAUUGACAUCAAAAUAACAUAUAAAAUGACAUGAACUGGUCUCAUUUUGUUUUCCUU
Messenger RNA from Ruditapes philippinarum (Manila clam), 2218 nucleotides. RefSeq lists its product as uncharacterized. Lineage: Eukaryota; Metazoa; Mollusca; Bivalvia; Venerida; Veneridae. The transcript has 6 exons. The record is from RefSeq and is a predicted model, not a curated record. Gene Ontology annotation, cellular component: plasma membrane. Bases 557 to 1639 code for a protein of 360 amino acids.